AUGGAAAUAGAUAAAGGAAAAGGAAUUGCUGCCCAAGGAGUUUUACAAGAACAGAGUAUAAGUCAAUUUUGGCUUGCCUUCCAAAGGUGUGAUCAAGAGUCUCAGAAGUUGAGGGGUGUAUCUAGUGGGGCUGAGACUUCAGAAAAACACGAUGAGAAAACGAAGAAGGUCCAUGAAGAUUUCUUGCUGGAAGCGCCUCUUGUUACUGGCUCUGCUAGGAGAGGAAAAGAGAAUGAAAAGAACCUUUUGGGUCCAAGGCAGAGUAUCAUAAGGACUGAUACAAAUCAUGGGCGCAGUCAAGUCCUGGAGUUGGAAGGUGUUAAAGCAAAAGAGAUUGUUGGGGAUCCACGGGACCUGAGGCUAGAUCAAACUGAGGGAUCGGAUGAUGGAAAUGAACUUAGCAUUGGCAAAAGUAAUAGACCAGCUCGGAGUACGAACUCCUGGACUAGACAGAAGAGAAACGUCAAUGGUCAGUCUUGGGUCAAUGUAGAUAAGCAAGAGGAAGAGUGCGAGCAUAAUGUUGAACGUGUUUUGAAGAGGAAGUUAAGCAAGGAUGAUGAAGUGACGUCGAAAUUGCCAAAAACUGAUGUGGGUUCGAUGGGAAAAGAGAGAUUCGGAAAUCAGAUGGAACAAAAGAAGCAGUUUGGAUACAAUGUAGAUUGGACAGUGCUUUUGGCAAUGCGGCAUGGUUUCACUUAUUUCCUAGAGCUCAAACUGAGUAUUUAG
Arabis nemorensis is the source of this 726-nucleotide messenger RNA. Lineage: Eukaryota; Viridiplantae; Streptophyta; Magnoliopsida; Brassicales; Brassicaceae. The record is from the annotation of a GenBank genome assembly.